Messenger RNA from Mauremys mutica (yellowpond turtle), 3270 nucleotides. RefSeq names its product ATPase H+ transporting V1 subunit B2 (gene ATP6V1B2). The coding region runs from base 12 to 1550 and encodes 512 amino acids. The transcript is spliced from 14 exons. Gene Ontology annotation, molecular function: ATP binding; proton-transporting ATPase activity, rotational mechanism. Gene Ontology annotation, cellular component: proton-transporting V-type ATPase, V1 domain. Gene Ontology annotation, biological process: ATP metabolic process; proton transmembrane transport. Lineage: Eukaryota; Metazoa; Chordata; Testudines; Geoemydidae. The record is from RefSeq and is a predicted model, not a curated record.
ACGGAGACAAGAUGGCGGCGCUGCGGGCGAUCCGGGGGGUGGUGAACGGGGCCGUGUCCGAGCUGUCCGGGGGCAACAGCGGCGCGGCCGCCGCACGGGAGCAGGCGGCGGCGGCCAACCGGGACUACAUCUCCCAGCCCCGACUGACAUAUAAAACUGUAUCAGGAGUUAAUGGUCCACUGGUAAUCUUGGAUCAAGUUAAGUUUCCUAGGUAUGCAGAGAUUGUCCACUUGACACUUCCUGAUGGCACAAAGAGAAGUGGGCAGGUUUUAGAAGUCAGCGGCUCUAAAGCUGUAGUUCAGGUAUUUGAAGGAACUUCGGGUAUUGACGCUAAGAAAACAUCUUGUGAAUUUACUGGGGAUAUUCUCCGAACCCCAGUAUCUGAGGAUAUGCUUGGUCGUGUAUUUAAUGGAUCAGGAAAACCUAUUGACAGAGGUCCCAUUGUCUUGGCUGAAGAUUACCUGGACAUUAUGGGUCAACCAAUCAAUCCUCAGUGUCGAAUCUACCCAGAAGAGAUGAUUCAGACUGGCAUUUCUGCAAUAGAUGGCAUGAACAGCAUUGCCAGAGGACAGAAAAUUCCCAUAUUCUCUGCUGCUGGUUUGCCCCAUAAUGAGAUUGCAGCUCAGAUAUGUCGCCAGGCUGGUUUAGUGAAGAAAUCCAAAGAUGUGAUGGACUACAGUGAAGAGAACUUUGCCAUUGUAUUUGCUGCUAUGGGUGUGAACAUGGAAACGGCUCGAUUCUUCAAAUCUGACUUUGAGGAAAAUGGCUCCAUGGACAAUGUGUGUCUGUUCUUGAACUUGGCCAAUGAUCCAACCAUUGAGCGUAUUAUCACCCCUCGACUUGCGCUAACCACUGCUGAGUUCUUGGCCUAUCAGUGUGAGAAGCACGUACUGGUCAUUCUGACGGAUAUGAGCUCCUAUGCUGAAGCUCUACGAGAGGUUUCAGCAGCUAGAGAGGAAGUGCCUGGCCGACGUGGCUUCCCUGGUUACAUGUACACCGACUUGGCCACUAUAUAUGAGCGAGCUGGGCGUGUGGAAGGCAGGAAUGGCUCCAUUACUCAGAUUCCUAUUCUUACUAUGCCCAAUGAUGAUAUUACUCAUCCCAUCCCUGACUUGACUGGAUACAUUACUGAGGGGCAGAUCUACGUGGAUAGGCAGCUGCACAACAGACAGAUUUACCCACCUAUUAACGUGUUACCCUCCUUGUCUCGACUGAUGAAGUCUGCUAUUGGAGAGGGUAUGACCAGGAAGGACCAUUCAGAUGUGUCCAACCAGCUGUAUGCCUGCUAUGCUAUUGGAAAGGAUGUGCAAGCUAUGAAGGCUGUAGUUGGUGAGGAAGCGCUUAGCUCAGAUGAUCUUCUUUAUCUGGAGUUUCUGCAGAAGUUUGAAAGGAACUUCAUAGCUCAGGGUCCUUAUGAAAAUCGCACUGUUUACGAGACCCUGGACAUUGGCUGGCAGCUUCUGCGAAUCUUCCCCAAAGAAAUGCUAAAGAGAAUUCCUCAGAGCACCCUGGCAGAGUUCUACCCUCGAGACUCCACUGCAAAGCACUAGCCACAGCUUCAUCUCUAGCUCUGUAUUCUGUGAAAGGCUGUUUAUUUUCCUCUUUCAUGUGUUGGUGUUUACUUGUCACUCCUGUAAUUAAAACCAAGAAUAAGUGACAUGUUGUGCCAGUGUUCCUGAUGUGUUAUGCUGAUAAGAGUUUAAAAUAUCUCUUUCCAAAUCCUGGAUCUUCAGUGGUUUUGGUAAAAUUUCCUGAGAGGAAGAAGCUUCAAAGUCACCUAUCUUUGUAGAUGUAUGUAACUUCAGUUACUAUAAUUAUGUCUUCCCUUAAAGCAUCUCAGGAGAGGGAUUACCAGAAGCUGCACUUGGUCUCCAAACCAGGAACAAUAUAACUAGUUAUUUAGGGGGAGCCAAGGAGCAAGUGGUAGCCCCCCUCUUGCCCAGAGCAUCUGCUUUCAGCCUGAUCAUGUGCCACUGCUGUGCUGUUGCUUAGAACAGAUGGCACUCUGUGCUGACCUACUAUUGUGAUGGAUGGACAGACUAGCAAGAGGAAGGUUGGCUACAUGGCAGUGUACAUCUGAUACCAGAACACAAUUCACUGUUUGCUUUAAUUAGAACUGCGGGAUCCUUGAUCAUUUUGCUGCUGUCCCCAGAGUUAUGCAUAUAUGAAGUUGCAACAUUUGCACAAAUAAUGCUUUCCAAGUAGCACAGCAAGAUUCCUACCUCUUCAGAGAUCCAGAGCAGUAAGUCUCUAUAUGAGGAUCAUAGGUUUUGUCCUAUCUUGGACUAGGGAGUCAAUCAACCUGUUGAACUGCCCCCUUGGAAAAGGUAGAGAAGCAGGAAACUUACUCCAACCAUUCCACUCCCUGAAAUAUAGAAGUCACAAGUAUGAAAAGGGGCUAAAACCCAGCGCUGUCCCAAAUCAUGCAGAUGCCUGAUAGUACAACACUGUAGACUGUCCAAAGCUUCAAACUCUCCUCAGUACAAAACUGAACUGUUACCCCAUUAUAGGAGACAACCCUAUUAUACCAGGUCCUCCAGAUACAAUUGUAUUGGUAGUGUUGGAGGGGGGCCCACUUAAUUUUGUAAUUUAGAAGUCUUGUACUAAAAUGAUGCACACGGGCAGAAGGCAGCUCUUGUUGGCAUGUAUGAAAGGAUAUUUUGAAUUCUGUGUUAAAUCAUUCUCUGCAUGACAUUGGGCCUUAAACCAUGUUUUAACUUUGGUUUAAAUCACCCUUCCAAACAUGGAUUUGGCUAGCCAGUUUAGAUCUAGCCAAAUGGUUGAGAGUUUCCAAAGCACUCCUAACCCAGCCAGUAUCUGCAUGCUUGGAAUUAGUUUAAAUCGGGUUCAAAGCCCACUGCAGAGAGGGUUUUAGAGUUCCUUAUUUGUCUACUUUCCAUUUCCAGGCUAAUCUGCUCAGUUCAAGUUAUUUUCCUAUCCAUGGAUGAGUUACAAACCAUGUUAGUACCUUCCUAGACAAGUGUUAAACUCAGAGGUGCAACAUGGUUUAAACUGUGCCGAAUACUGACUUCAGCUUGUCCCUCAUGUUGCCCUGCAGCUCUGUCCUGUGCAGGUCUCACUUUCUAUUGUUUGGGCUCUGUAACUCGGGUGCAAUAGCAGAUUCUUUAGUGCAUUCCAUCUUAAAGCUGUAUCAAUUCUAUUUUUCUUGGGGAGGGGGGAAUGGGAAGGUGUUAGCAUGAGAAUAUUUUAAUGUAGAAAAUGUGAUAUCUGAAUAAGUUAAAUAUGAAAAAUAAAUGUUGAAGAAAUCAA